Penicillium oxalicum is the source of this 3300-nucleotide messenger RNA. Its product is annotated as Sfi1 family protein. The transcript is spliced from 2 exons. NCBI's taxonomy places the organism in Eukaryota, Fungi, Ascomycota, Eurotiomycetes, Eurotiales, Aspergillaceae. The coding region runs from base 1 to 3300 and encodes 1099 amino acids. The record is from RefSeq and is a predicted model, not a curated record.
AUGCCGCCGACACCCUCGCAGCGCCGCACCUUGACCGAAGAGAAUCCAUCGCUCUCCGAUGAUGAUGUUGGCUUCCUCUAUCAAGUCAUUAGCCGCGCCGAAGGGAAGCCUGAAGCCGAUCGGCUGCCAUUCCGAGCACUUUUCGCCGCGUAUGACGAGGUCAUCGGCGAACAUGGCAUCGAUGCGGAUCCAGGUCAUGCGUGCCUGCGGUUUCUCUUCAGGAUGGGGAGCAAGGAUGUCGAGGGGACCACAUUGUUCGAGAGAUUCGAGAGUGCGCUUCAGCAGAUGGGGAUCCUGAUCGAGUUUGGGGAGGAUUACUCUACUGGCCCCAAGGAUACGACAAACAUCACUUUUCCUCCUUCUGACAACGAAGUGAGUCGACCAGGGCAAGCGCAACAUCGCUCCCUACCAAGUGAAACUCCGAUCACACCCAGACGACGCGCCUCAUUCAAUACAACACUCGACAUUGGAGAGGAUGCCACUCAGAAAAGUCUGGCGGAGCGCCCAAGUUCGCGAGCAUCAAUGUCGCGACUCCAGACUGGUAAAAUGGACUUCUCAAAUGCGACGACUCCUUCGAAGCGCAGAGCUCAGAAUCAACGCUCAAGGAGUCCAGAUCGCACGCAUUUGCUCGCGCAGUUUCUGGAGGUUGGUCGCAGGCUCAUAAGUCGGUUUGAUUCUGUACAACAAGCGAACAAAAGCGAGUCGCAGGGGAAGUCUGCGUCAACAAAUAGCAUGGAUAUACGCUCAGCGGUUCAGCACGACCGGUCGAAGCGAAUGGCCGCAGCGACAAAACCUCGUCGCUCGCUCUCGAUAAGUUCAUCGACGACAUCAGGGUCUGAGAAAUCAAUGUCCGAAGCGUCACAAGCGACAGGACAUGGUUCUAUUGAAAAAGAGAAAGCCCCCCCGGAGAUGCUUUACCGACCCCAACUUUCAGACUUGCUUCGGGAUGCGUCCACAUUUAACAUGUAUCGACAGAGAGCUAAUUGCCGUCGAAUCCUCACACAAUGGCUGAAGCGUGCUUUCCAGGCACGACAGCUUCGUGAAACUCGAGAGGUUGUUGCAUUCAAUCGCGAUCGUCUUACACUACUCCGGCAAGCUUUCGAACCGUGGCGCGCUAUAAUCCAAAACAAGCGUCAUACGGCUCGGACGGAGCGGUUCUUCAAGCAUCUGGAGGAGCGCGCCUGUCGAGCUCGUGAUUUAUAUCUAUUGACAAAGUCAUUCACCCACUGGGCUCAAUUGACUUCUGAAGAAGUCGCCCGCACCUCUGCCGCGCGGAGACACGUGUUGAGCGUGAAGUACUUCAAAGCCUGGCGGGAAAUCACUGCUGUCAAUGAGCUGAAGGCUCAAAGGUUCGCUUUACGGCGGCCAUUUGAGAAAUGGCGCAACCGAGUCGGCAGCUUGAGAACUGCCGAAGCCAACGCCGUCGCGGUGCAUAAUCGCCAUUUAAUGCACACCACUUAUUGGCAGUGGUUUUGGGGCUUUUGUGAUCGUCGUGCCCCCGAAUGGUACGACAAUCAGCUGAAGAGACGUUCUUUGCUCUACUGGCUUCGCAAUUUUCGUACCAAUCGCGAGCGUGAACACGAGGUUGUGGUGCACACGAAAAGGCAAAGCAUGUUCAACAUCAUCGAUGCCUGGUCUCAAAGAUCGAAGACCAUUACUUCUGCAACAGGAAGAGCCGACGAAUCUUUCCGUCUUCGCGCUCUACAACAGGCCUUUGCUGAGUGGCGAGCUCAGGCCAAGCUCGCUCCGGCGGCUGCCCAAGUAUGUGAAAAGGUUGACAGACGGAUUUUGCGAACCGCUCUUGUCAAAUGGGUCGGAAAAGCUCGUCUGGUUCAGAAAGCCCUGGAGGUGGAUCGCGUCCGCAUAGAACGAAAUGCAUGGGUAUCAUGGAAUGACACACUCCGGUGCCUAGCUCUGCAAGCGCGAAUCAAUGAGCGCUUGAAAAUGGAGAUUAUGUACAAAUGGAUAUUGAUGGAAAGAUUCCAGCUGAUGCGCCGCAUACGGGAGCAGCGCAUCAAGCGUGAAGUAUUUUCUCGCUUUGUCACCAACACUCGCGAGACUUACUCCCAACUGCUCUCUAAUGCUGAGAUUCACGAAGAUCAUUGGGCCGAGGAGCUGAUGCGAUCUAAGUUUGCUAUCUGGCGAGAUCAAUUAGUGCUCCAACGCCAACGGGAGUACACUGCAUUUGAAUUCUAUGCUCCGCGCCUCGCCGAGGAAUCCCUUAUGGCUUGGCGAUCAAAGCAUCAGCAAAUUGCGAAGAUGGAGACGUGGGCGCGCGAUGCCCAGUACUAUUUCCUCACGAAGCGUUUUCUCAAGAAAUGGCGCCAAGCCACGCUGGAGUCCGCUAAGCAACGGCGCAAAGAUGCCUAUUCAAAGAUGCGGCGGAAGGUCAAGGUAAACAUGGCAACCAAGGUGUUGGCUGUGUGGGCCUCGAAGACUCAGGUGAUCACCAGCAUGGCGGAACAGGCUGUGGAGCUUGAGCGGCAGAAAACGCUUAGUGACGUGGCUGAUAUCUUCAGUGACUGGCAUGCAAAGACUCUGAAAAGGGUUCAGGACUACCAGGAGGCUGAUUUGCACUACUUCCGUCAGAUUGCUUUCGAUCACCUGAUCCAGCUUUCCGAAACCUUCGUCAUUCGCCGCGAGAUGGAAGACCGAGCCGACUCAGUGUACCGCAGGCACGUUCUUGCCCAAGCUGGGGCCUCACUUCGCAAGCUCAGCCUGCGUAUCUUCCAGAUCGGCAGCACGGUCGAGACCGCCGAAGCCAUGCGCGAGAGAACCGUGCGAAAGCAUUCGCGAAAUCUGUUCCGCAACUGGUUGGAGACCACGCGCCUAAAGCUCGAGGCGCGUGACUCGUUCGAACCAGCUGUGAGCUCCACUCCGCACUUGAAGUUUGGGGAGGUAGAGCGUCCCAGAUCUGCGCUGUUUGACCCAUGGUUUCAAGCCGGAUCUGAAACCCCCUUCAGGAUGACCGAUUUCACCACCAACUCCAUCGACCCGGUAGCAGCCAGUCCGCUGGCUACUCCAAAUUACAUGACUUCGCCUUCCAAACGAGCCGCUCGUGCACGAGCACUUGCACAAAUGUCCACCACUCCUGCUACUCCCUUACAUACCCCUUUUGCUAGUCGACUUCUCCGUGCGGAAGCUUUGGCGCCUCGUUCGGCCUCCUCGCGUCGCUCACAACCAGGCCGUCGAACGAUGACGGGAACGAGUGUUCGAUUUGUGGAUGAAGAGCUUCCCGAAUCCCCUACCGAUAGUCGCAGGUCGGCAAACCGUCAGUCCAACCAUGUCUCCAGGGCAUGA